Messenger RNA from Pelobates cultripes (western spadefoot toad), 14000 nucleotides. The record is from the annotation of a GenBank genome assembly. NCBI's taxonomy places the organism in Eukaryota, Metazoa, Chordata, Amphibia, Anura, Pelobatidae.
CUCGCACUGCUGGCCGAGCCCUGUUUGUAGUAGUGGAAUGGUUGUUUCCAGUGGCAUGGUUCGCUCAGCAUCCUGCAUCCUCAGCAUGGCUGCAUUCCUCUUACUGACAGCCCCCCUCCUCCAGCUCUGCACCGGACACCAAGGACCUUCAGAUCUCCCUGGCAAGAUCGGUAAUGACAUAGAAAGAGGGUGUUCUGCAUGGUACAUACAUGAUGGAUGUGUGCAUGUACAGUAUGCAUGCAUGUAUGUAUGUAUGUAUGUAUGUAUGGGAUGUAUGCAUAGUAUGUACGUGUAUAUAAUGUAUGUAUGCACAUUCUGCAUGUAUGUAUGUAUGCACAUUCUGCAUGUAUGCACAUUCUGCAUGUAUGUAUGUAUGCACAUUCUGCAUGCAUGUAUGUAUGUAUGUAUGUAUGCACGUUCUGCAUGUAUGUAUGUAUGUAUGCACAUUCUGCAUGUAUGUAUGUAUGUUCUGCAUGUAUGUAUGCACAUUCUGCAUGCAUGUAUGUAUGUAUGUAUGCAUAUUCUGCAUGUAUGUAUGCAUGCACAUUCUGUAUGUAUGCAUAGUAUGUACGUGUAUAUUAUGUAUGGGAUGUAUGGGAUGUACGUGUAUAUAAUGUAUGUAUGCAUGCACAUUCUGUAUGUAUGUAUGUAUGUAUGUAUGUAUGCAUGCAUGCACAUUCUGUAUGUAUGUAUGUAUGCAUGCAUGCACACACAUUCUGUAUGUAUGUAUGUAUGUAUGUAUGCAUGCAUGCAUGCAUGCUUUGGCCAUUGUCAUUCAGCAUCUUUCCUCUUUUGUAAUGAAUGGUAUAUACACAAGGCUUUAGUAGUAGGUGAGAAAUCUUCAAGCAGCUAGAUGCAGGGCAGCACUUUUCAUUUGCUGCCCAUCAGUAAGGAACAGAUAUGUGUUCAGGAAUUAUAGUGGGGUUGGCUCUAACUCUAACUGCAUACCUUCUCAUACAUCUAGCACAAGUCACAUAGAGCAUCUCAAUACUGCCAGGUUCUUUCAUGUAAUUCAGGACCUAUGAGAUGUAAGGGCUGUUAAAAUAACCAGAAAAUUCACUAACCAUGUCCAAAAAGGGUUGCAUUUGUGUGUGUGUGUAUGUAUUUAUACCAUUCAUCAAUUGGCAAUGUAGUCUAAAUUGUAUAUAAAUUUUAGGACACAAUAGCAGAGCUGGAAAAAUGGCUUGAAUGGAAACUCCAGGCACCAAUACAAAUUUAGUUCAUUUGAAAGGAUUUGGCCUCAUUAAUAUGGUAUAUAUUUUUUACCAUUCUCACAUCUUUAUAGUUUUUGCAUAAAAUAAACUUUUUUUUUUUUUGCAGCAUGCUGCAACAUAAAUCUCCCUAAUUAACCACACCCCUCAUGCCAGAAAAAAGAAAUCCCAAAAAUGUAUGAAUGUAUAUAGUUAUUAUGCUGCACUAUUUAACUUCCAAAGAACCAAAAUAAUGUCUGGUGCAGAAAUAUAGUGAAUGAGGUCCAAUACAGGUAGGUGUAUGUAUGUAUGUAUGUAUGUGUGUGUGUGUAUAUAUAUAUAUAUAUAUAUAUAUAUAUGUAUGUAUGUAUGUAUAUAUAUAUAUAUAUAUAUAUAUAUAUAUAUAUAUAUAUAAUUUCAAAUAAUUAAAUUAUAAUCUGCGUAUUUCAUCAUCCAUAUUGAUAGUAAAUGUUGUUUAUUUCAAAUAAUAUUUUUUUAUUUUUGUCUCUUCAAUGACUGAGCUAUAUGCUCAUCCACAUCCCAUAUGGACUAUAUAAACCAUCUAUUGUGGAUGUGCCUUAUGCCAACACUCGACCGUCCAACAUAGCUGUAGAAUAAUCAUACUUUUUGCAUGUUAUUUCACCUGUACAUUUUUAUUAUAAUAGGGCUUGCAUGGUGACUUUACAUUUUGACCUCUUUAAAGAACACCAUGUUUUUCAUUGCUCGAUAUACUUAUAAUUACAGAAUAAACAAUGUUGUGUAUGCAGUGUCAUAUAUAAAAUAAGUUAAUCAAAAUACAAAACAAUGAGCCAUUUAAACACUCUUGAUUAUGUAUGUAUCUCGAGUAUAUAUGUUGGUGAAUGUAAAGCAGUAGUGCCCACACUAUAUCUGUGUAAAGGGACAGACAUUGAUUGCAGUGUUUAACAGUACCAGUCAGACUAAGACUAAAAUCCUGUGUUAAAUAACAUAAUGUCUGCUGGUAAAACUAUUUAAAACAUGCAUUAUCCCCAGUCUGAUGCACACAGUGCAACACAAAUAUCCACUGUUAAUACGUAUGACUGUGUCCCCAGAAGUGCUGAUAUAAGGUCUGGUAGGAUGUAUAGCUUUGUUUCGAUGAUCUGUAACCAUAGCUAAUUCGAAAGUUUUUUUUUUUUUCUUGUUCCUAUUCCCAGCUGUGGUAGGUGCAGGUGUUGGGGGAUCCGCUGUAACCUACUUUCUACACCAGCAAUUUGGCCCCCAGGUGCAGAUUGAUGUGUAUGAAGCAGAUCGUAUUGGGGGUCGAUUGGCCACCCUGACUGUAAAUAAUCAGCUGUAUGAGUCAGGAAGUCCAUCAAUCCAUUCACUGAAUCUCCACAUGCAGGACUUUGUUAAACUUCUGGGUAAGUCAUAAAGCAAACAGUCUUAUGUAGGCAUGAGGCCCAGUUUAAAGGGAUACUAUAAUUCCAGGAAUACAAAGCUGUAUUCCUGACACUAUCGCUACCCCUCCUUUAUGUCACUUUACUCUGCGUUAAAUAAAGGGUUAAAAAACCCUUUAUUUACUUACCGUAUCCCAGCGAUAAUGUCCUUCGCGCUGGGUAGAGACUCUGCACCCUCCGACGACCCGCGACGAAUGGGCACUAAUGUGCAUGCUCGGCAAAGGCCUUGCGCGCAUUAGACCUCCCCAUAGCAAAGCAUUGAAUCAAUGUUUUCCUAUGUGGAAAAAUCUGACGCUGGAUGUCCUUAUGCUGAGCAUGAGGACAUCCAGCGUCGGAUACCGGCCCAAAUGUCCAUUUGGAUGCAGGAAACACCUCCAUUGGCUGCAUGGGAGACAGCCACCCGAGACAGACUUCGAUCCAGACUGUAAUUCUCAGUCUGGAUCGAAGAGUUUUAUGGCAAUGUACUCCAAAACAUCUGGAGAACUGCUGUUGAACACUCCAAAACUCCUAAUCCUUGAUGAACUAGAAUACACCAAAUCGUGCAACUUGACAGUUUGAUUCUGCAGAAUGAAUGAUUUGUAUAAUGUAGUUUGUCAUCCAUAGGAAUUUGCAGGGGGUACUUUAAAGCUUAGGAAGUUUUGGGGGAAUGCAACUGAGCAAGGAAUGUAAUUCUGUCCAGUGUAUUGAGAAAUUGAUACUGGCGUAACCUAAACCGAUUUACCAAACAAUGAAUCACGAGGCUUCAACUCAAUAAUGUGCAUAGAAACUACAAGUUUAGUUAUAAGACAUUGGAAUAGGAAAAUUAACUUCUAAAUUAGUCGUCCUUCUGUUAAUGGUAAUGACAGGCUUAGAACACUUAGGCAACACUUAGCUCAUCUUAUAAUUUCCAUUCCAUGUUGGAUGGCUAAGUUGCACUUUUGUAGCAGUUGAGCCGCAGGAGAGAGAUGGUCAAUGGCACCCAAAGAUCCUUUGCCUCAUAAACUGUACCAUGAGCUGUAGUGGUUAUGGUGCUAAAGGGCCCCUUUAAGAUGAUUCAAUGCUACAAACUGGUAUAGGACACAAACCCAUAAAUAGUCUUGUGAUUUGUCUUCUUCAUGAUAAUUGCUUGCUUGUUGAAGGAAAAGGGGCAUCUUACUGGUAAGAAAAUCAGGUGGAAAGGAAGCUUUACCUAAAAGGAAAAAAACUAAAUGUAAUCUGUGAAGACUUCUUGCAUUACCAAUGUUUGCUGUAGCUUGGAAAUGUGUAUUCAUCAGAAAAUACAUUCAAUAUGGCCUAAUGUAUUGUCAACCCAGUAAUGGCAUAGGCCUUUUUAGGUGAAAAUGAGCAUUUAACCAUGUUCUCUCUCUGAUCACCCAGGACUCAGGCACCGGAGGGACGUACCUGGUAAGAGCGCCAUAUUCAAUGGUGAUCAACUAGUUCUGGAGGAGACAGACUGGUAUCUCCUAAAUCUUUUUCGUCUGUGGUGGCACUAUGGCAUCAGCUUUCUGAGGCUGCAGAUGUGGGUUGAGGAAGUCAUGGAAAAGUUCAUGAGGUACAUUUUUUUUCUCUUUUAUUUUUUUAUUCUUAUGUUCAUAUUAUUAUUGCUUGGGUGUGUUUUAUACUAAACCAAUUUCAAAGUCAAGUGCACAUCUCCCAUAUUGCUAUAGAAACUUACAGAAACUAUUGUAAGUUUCUAAAUUGAACUUGCUAUGCCAAAUACUUAAUGUCCUUUUGUUUUGUCCUGGUCUGCAAACUUUUCACAUUAUGCAUUGGGUUUCUGUUACGGUAUUGACUAAUUUUGUACAUUAGUGAGCUGAUUUAAAGAUGUGCUAAUAAAGUGGCCAACAAGUGUGUGUGUGUUUACGCAUUCGCAUGGUCACACUGAGGUUUUAUAAGCAGCCAUAUUAGUCCAUGGAUGCAAUAAUAUUGUUGUGGUAAUUGUAAUAACCUAUUUUAUGGGAGUAACAGAAUUUAGGAAUAGUAAAAGUUCAGGAGAUCAUUUAGACCAGGGGUGCCCAAAAGGUAGAUCCGCAGAUGUUUUAAAACUACAACUUCCAUGAUGCUUUGUCAUUCUAAAGCAGGCUUCCCCAAACUGUGGCCCUCCAGAUGUUGCUGAACAUCCUAAAGCCUAUCUAUUUAAUUCAUAGAAUCAUGGGAGUUGUAGUUCAGCAACAUCUGGAGGGCCGGAGUUUGGGAAAGCCUGUUCUAAAGGCAUUCAAAUUGCAUACAGUGCAUCAUGUGCGUUGUAGUUCUACAACAUCUGGGGAUCUACCUUUUGGGCACCCCUGAUUUAGACUUAGUAAAGGGAAUAUAUUUUCCUUUUCUACAUCUAUAUAUAUAUAGCAUUGAAUGCUUACAUAUGUAUGAAACUGAUUUUUAUAUACGGCUUCCUUGGCUGCUUUUAAAAUAGUUAAAUUUUUACUCAAAUAUCCAACAAAUGGUUUAUAAUUUCCAAAGGAAGGUCUAAUGAAGGAAUAUCGAUAGAUGUAGCUAUACAAUUCUAAAUGUUGAAUUAAUGACACUAAGACCCUGUCAUACUACUUUUGGGAUUUUUAAAUUAUUUUCUUGUCAUGAGCAAUGGCAAAUACCAAAUAAAUAGACUUUUCUUUUUACAUGAUUACAUUCUUUUUUUUGUUUAUUUAGGAUUUAUAAGUACCAGGCACAUGAAUAUGCAUUCUCCAGUAUAGAGGAGCUGUUGCGCUCACUGGGAGGAGAGCAUUUUGUGAAUAUGACGCAGAAAUCUGUUGCAGAAUCUUUAUUGGGAGUUGGAGUGACACAGCGCUUCAUUGACGAUGUCAUCAGUGCAGUGAUUAAAGCCAAUUAUGGACAAUCAGUUGCCAUCCCAGCACUAGUGGGUGUGUAAACAAGAAAAAAUAAAAUUAUGUUGUGGAUUUCCUUAUUCUGUAAUUUGACAAUAAGGAAAUGGGCGGCACAGAGGGUGGGCCGUGCCACUAUUGGAUUCCUGGUGCCAGCAUGCUGUGCAUACUUAUCACAGAAAUCCAAUGUGCACAGAAUUGAUAUUAGCCAUCCAGGAACUCUUGUUACACCUCCAGCAGGAAAGGGAUAAAUGUCUGUACAGCAUUUUAUAGCAAAACACACUACAUAUAUACUUCAAGCGCCAUAACUACCACAAAUCUCUGAAUUGGUCAUAGUGUUUGGACUAACCCUAUAAUUUGUACUUUUAUUCUGUCAUGCUAAAAGGACCACUAUAGUGCCAGGAAAACAAACUCGUUUUCCUGGCACUAUAGGGUCUUUGGGUCCCCCCCACCCUCAGGGUCCCACUCCCGCCGGGCUGAAGGGGGAGGAAGGGGUUAAAUUAUUACCUUUCGCCAGCGCCGGGAUCUCUCCUCCCUCUUACGACGUCAUCCUCUGAAUGCGCAUGCGCGGCAAGAACCGCGCGAGCAUUCAAUCAGUACAUAGGAAAGCAUUUCUCAAUGCUUUCCUAUGGACGGCAGCAUCUUCUCACUGUGAAAAUCACAGUGAAAAGCGCGGUAGGGCCUCUAGCGGCUGUCAAUGAGACACUAGAGGCUGGUUUAACCCUAAUGUAAACAUAGCAGUUUCUCACAGCUGCAGGGUUAACCCUAGAUGGACCUGGCACCCAGACCACUUCAUUGAGCACACUGACCAGUGCUAGCCCUGCUAAAACUUCUUGUUAUACUAGUCUCUGGUUGGUCAAGCUUAUGGUAGAGGGCAGGGCUUGCAGUAGCUGUUGUAAGCUUAUACUUUAUAUACCCCCAAAAAAAACUUGCAAAAGAAAAUGUAUACAUGUUUCCUUUGGGGGUUCAUCUACUAAAUGGUUACAAAUGAUUUUCAUUGUAGUGUUUCUUUAAAGGGACUCUGUAGGCACCCAGACAACUUCAGCUCAUUGAACUGGUCUGGGUGCAGUGUCCCUAUUGCCCUUAGUGCUGCAAUGUAAAACAUUGCAGUUCCAUAGAAACUGCAAUGUUUACAAGUCCUUCGUGAAUUAAAACGGACCUUUUGGUCCGAUAUCUGAUGCUGGACGUCCUCACACUCUGCAUGAAGAACUCCAGCAUCAUAUUUUUCCCCAUAGGAAAGCAUUGAUUCAGCAUUGUUUUGCCGCGCAUGCCUAUUAGAGCCCACUCAUCGCGGGCGUUAGAGGAGGAUCUUUGACCCAGUGCCGAAGGACAUCAUGCUGGAAUAGGGUGAGUAAAUAAAGGGUUUUUAACCCUUUUUUCACCUGGGAGGGGGAUGGCAGGGGGAGCGACAGUGCCAUGAAUACAGCUUUGUAUGCCUGGCACUAAAGUAUCCCUUUAAUUUAUGUUAUUGGUAGUUGGUGAGUCCCAUUCAUUACAAGAUCUUAUUAAUGGGCAGCCACUCAUUAUUUUUAACAAGUUAAUUUUAAAUAACAGCAGCCCUUUUCUUCCACAUUUAAUUUUAUACAUGGCAGCUAUAAAUGUAUUCCUCUGUUACUACUACAACCAGCUCUGUCCCAGUGUUUAAAUCUCAUUGCCUACUUUUUUAACUUUUACACAUAACUGUGUAAAAAAGAUGCAUCAUCUCUGUUUUGUCUUUUCAUGCUAAAAGUUUGAGAACAGGGUGGAGUGACACAAUCUUAUUCUGAACCCCCAACAGGGGCCAUGUCUUUGGCUGGAGCUCAGGGGAACAUGUGGGCCGUGGAAGGAGGUAAUAAGUUGGUUUGUUCAGGACUGCUGAAAAUGACCAAAGCCAAUGUACUCCAUGCAAAGGUGAAGGCAAUCUCUCUGCACAGCUCAGGUACAGUAUUUUAUCUCUUUGAUCCUACUCAUUUGUGGUAUUUGUGCGAGUUUGGUUCCCGGAUCUCCGUGGAGUCACGGGAGGAGGAGCCCCAUCCAGUGCCGAGGCACCUCGGAGCUGGAAUCAGGUAAGUGGAAAUUUUUUUUUAUCCCUUUCUUGACUGCACAGUGUGGCAGCAGAGCCAGACGGACACUGUAGUGCUUGGAAUACAGUUUUGUAUUCGAAACACUAUAAUGUUCAAUGAAAGGUUUCUUCAAUCAAAAACUUUUCAUAGAAAGCACAGUCUUUGUCAGAGUAGCCCUUUCUAUCCUGGUUCUGCUCUGCCCCCAACCUUCCCAACAUGGAAAAAAUAAAAUAGCUAAAGUUCACUUCAAUCCAAGGCCAAGUUCUUCCUGCAGCCUGAUCUUCUUCUGCUGAUGUCACCCCUCCUCUUGAGGGGAAAGCAAGCAGAGGGGAUGACAUGGGCAGCAUUGAGGGAGACGGGACAUUGGCUGUCUAUUUCCAGUGUGCUCUGUGUGCUGAUAACAAAGCCCAAACAUGCACAGAAUUAACAUCAGCCAUCCGGAGCAUUUGUUUUAGGUUGACUAAUGACUUCUCAAUGAAGCUGCCGAUAACUGUAGUGCAAGAAGUUCCCUGGCACCACCCCAGUGUAAGUAGUUAAACAUUUUGACAACUUACAAAUAAAAUGAGAACUCUGAGAACGGACAAAAGCUUGGAGAAACUUAAUAGCUUGCGCUUCGGUAAAUCCCCGCUCAGGUCUCAAAAUCACUUUUGCUCACUUGUGCCAUUACAGAGAGACCAUAUUUGAAGCAUAUUAGACUGGUCCCACCCGUACGGGCAGUCCAGAAUUGAAAUGCCAACAAGUUCCCUUUGCACGAGAGAUACAGCAACCCUAGACAAUCGUUUCGGCCUUCUUUGGGCCUCCUCAGUGCAGUGUAGCUGAUAUCACUCUAGGCACAGUGAGCACGGGGUCCAUGUCUGGAUUAGCCUUUUAACUUGGGGAGAGCCAAGUUAAUGGAUCACUAUAGGGUCAGGAACACAAACAUGUAUUCCUGACCCUAUAGUGUUAACACCACCAUCUAGCCCCCCUGGGCCCCUCAUGCCUUCAUAAUUAUAGUUGAAAUCUUACUGUAUUCAAGCCUGAAGCUGUAGAUCUGCAUGCUGUUUGCCUCAAAAAAACAACAAAAAACCAACAGUCUGCUGACAUCAUCAGAAGUGGUAGCCUGAUCCAAUCACAAUGCUUCUCCAUAGGAUUGUCUGAGAAUGACAAGGAGGCAGAUCAGGGGCAGAACCAGCAUGAUUCAAAAACAGCCCUGGCCAAUCAGCAUCUCCUCAUAGAGAUGAAUUGAAUCAAUGAAUCUCUAUGAGGAAAGUUCAGUGUCUGCAUGCAGAGGGAGGAGAUACUGAAUGUUUGGAUGCAUUUUAGGCAGCCACGACCCUGGAAGGAUCUCUAACAGCCAUCUGAGGAGUGGCCAGUGAAGUUAUCACUAGGCUGUAAUUUAAACACUGCAUUUUCUCUGAAAAGACCGUUUACAGCAAAAAGCCUAAAGGUAAUGAUUCUACUCACCAGAACAAAGUCAAUAAGCUGUAGUUGUUCUGGUGACUAUAGUGUCCCUUAAUGGAUUGCAACAAAAACAAAGAAUUUUAGAAUUCUGAGAAUGGACAAAAGCUUAGAGAAACUUAAUAACUUGCCCUUCAGUAUAUCACCGCUCAGGUCUCAAAACCAUUUAACAGUUUGACAACUUACCUGGUGUCUGAUGCUGGGGUCACCACCUCCAUUGAGGGCUGGAAACUCCUACAUGGGGAUCUUCUGUGUUAAGCCCUGCUAUGUAGAGCUGGCUCAUUGACAGUGUCAGCUGGGCACUCUCAACCAAUGAGAUAUGCCAUGCAACAAUGGGCUAGCUCAGAGCAGAGAGCUACCCACUUUCAGUGGAGGAAGGAUCAAGUGCCCAGCAGGCCCACACAUAAUUUUCAAAUCUAAAUCACUAUUUUUGUGAAGGUAAGGGGCACCAGAGCAGUCCUGGCACCAUAACCAUUUAGCAUGUUUCUUUAAAUAAACUGCUUAAUGCAUUGUAAAUGGGAGAGUUCCAUAUGCCCCAUUAAAGCGGAUACUAUUAUCUCAUCAAACAGAAAAUUGAUGAGACCCCUGGUCAUUAAAAGGGAUACACCAGUGGAUAUAUCAUAGUGACUGUGUGUACUUGGACUUAAUUGUAGAAGUUAAAAUAAAAACAGUAGAAGCAGUCUGUUACCUACUCCAAUGCUGCCACCUGUGCACACAACCCUUCAAUAAAUAGAUAUACAGGGAUGCCGUAUGUAGAAGGGAAUAUAUUUGUCACAUGUCCAAUAAAACUAUCUAUGUGUACCCUAUCAUGGCCAGCAUUAAGAUUUUCAGCAAUUUGAGCUACAGUAGAUUUUCUGUUUGACUGACUGGUUAGCCUUCGCUCCCUACUUGUAUCAAUGAGCCUUGGGCACCCAUGACCCUGAAGCCAGUUCACUGGUUGUCCUUCCUUGCACCACUUUUGGUAGGUGCUAACUACUGCAUACUGGGAACACCCUACAAGAUUUGUCGUUUUGGAUAUGAUCUGGCCCAAUCAUCUAGCCAUAACUAUUUGGCCCAUGUCAACGUCACAGUAUAUGUGCAAUCCAUAUUUAAUUUCUAGUAAGCAAUUGACUCAUGUUUAACUCACUAGUGGCAGUUUGCUUUGCUACAUUAAGCCUUGCGGUGUUAUCUUGUUACCUUGUUGUAAAAUGUCCAUUGCUCUUUAUGAUCUUUGCUUAACAUAUUUCACUUCACUGUGAGCUAUUUCUUUGUUUUGUCAAUCUCUGUUUUAUUAAGAUGUUAGCAUGAAACAUACAAAGCAUAAUGUAAAAUCAGAAUUUAACAGCUUGAUAUACAAUUCGAGUCAUUUUAAUUUCUGGAUGAUAAAACCAUCCCAUUUUUUAAAUGGAAUGAAAGGAAUAAAAGAACAGGUAGCAGUACGAAUGGUAGCAUUGGCAUAAUUAGAUUAGAUUAGGUGAUUAAGGAAGGCUAACAGAUCUCUGUUAACCAUCUUUAGACAUGUACUGCAGGUAGCAAUUUAUGCAUCAGACAGCAGAGGGCGCUGAACACUACUUCUUGCACGCAUUUUAAAUUGUACAUGAUUGUGUAAUAUUUGAACUUUCUUGAAUGUUGAAAUAAUUAGCAGUAAUAGUUACAAUGUUUAUGUAUUUACAAUUAAUAAUUUGUGUAACAGUAUUGAUUUUCUGUAUGUACUACAUUGUUUCUAUCUACCUUUGUUACACCGGUCGUUUUAUUUCUGCUUCCAUUGCAGAGAAGAAACCCCUUUAUGAAGUCCUUUAUGAUCAAGAAGGGGCCCUUGGUUCAGAAUUCUAUGAUCUUGUGAUUGUGGCUGCUCCUCUCCACAAGACUGGAUACGCUAUCUCAUUUCGUAAUUUUCAGCCUCCUCUCCAGCUACCGAUAGAUUCCUACCAUCGUGUUGUGUCAUCCAUUGUUCAUGGCUACCUCAAUUCAUCUUAUUUUGGCUUCACCGACCCAAAGCUUUUUCCGUUCUCCAGCAUUCUUUCCACGGACAGCCCAGACUCGUUCUAUCACAGCCUAGAAAACCUGUGCCCCAUCAACGUCACUGUUGGUUUUCGAAGGAAGCCCCCACAGGAAGCUGCAGUCUGGAGAGUGCUGUCACCACGACCUCUGGAAAGACGGGAACUAAAAACUCUUUUUAAGUCCUACUACUCAGUACAGGUAAUAGAAUGGCAGGCAUUCCCGAGCUAUGGAUCCACAGGCUCUUCACGGACUUUGCCUCCCAUUAUUCUUCACGAUGGCCUUUAUUACUCAAGUGGUGUUGAGUGGGCUGCUACCUCUGUGGAAAUGAGUGCUGUGGCUGCUAAAAAUGUGGCCUUGUUAGCAUUCAAUCGUUGGUUUGAACUAACUGAAAAAAUAGACCAGCAAGAUUUGUUACAUAAACUAAAAACUGAAUUGUAAGAAUAGAUUUCCUUUGUGAUGUUCAUGUCCAUAAUAGAGUAUCAAAGCACAUUAAGGCUAACACUGGAAUAGACACAGCAUCAAGCACAUAUCUCGCCACUUUAAUUACUGUACAGAAGAACAACGUUGAUUACACUGAAACUGGAUCAGGGAAAUGGAAGUCUUCAAAAGUGUCUUUUGAUCACUCUACAGGCAGCUCAUUUAAAAGGAACAACCCAUGUCACCCCCUUGUCACUGCCCAUAACAUGAUUGUUACAAAACUAUCUUUUUUUUUAAAAUGCAUAUCAUAUUGCAGCUUUAAUUAGAUCACAUUUUAAUUAAGACUUCAGAUAUUACAUAGGAAAAGAUGUAAUCUUAAUGAAGAUGCAGCUCAUACAAUUCUAAGUAGAACUUUGUGUCUGUUUGUAUUAUGUGAGAAAAAGCAAAAUGUAUAUUAGCCAUUCCUGUCCAUCAACACAGUAAAAUGGGACGUAAAAUUCAUUUGACCCAUUCAGCUCAAUAAUAAAUAAAGCCUAAUAGAUCGGCAUCCAUAGCUGCAUUGAACUAAAAGUCAUGCUGCACUUAAUGUAUUGUUAGAAAAAGGCCAAAAGGCCUGGGAACUUAACCAUGCUCCCAUUGAGCCAUAGAUCAUAUUCAGAAAGAUGGUUGAUGAUGAUGAAUUAGUCCCUAUCUUACCUUAAUAUAUAUAUUUAAAAAGGACACAUUUUGGGGAAAAUACUUUGCAGCCAAAUUUUGCCAAGAAUUAUGUAAACUUGACCUAAUCUAUUAGCAGUUGUCAACACCGCUCUAAACUAUUAAUCAAAUGUCCAAAGGAUAAUGAAAUAUCCAAAUGAAGUAUAAUGGUUCAUAAUGUAAGCAUCAACUAUUUAUAUAUCAAUGUAAUUAUUUAAUUUUUAGUGAAAGGGGUCAACUUGUUCCUCUGAUAAUAUUUUUUGUUUGUUUGUGCUAAAAAUGUUUUGUUAAAAUGUACUAAGUAAGUUAAUAUUCCUUAGUAUGAUGGUUUAUUCCAUUAGACCAUUCAUCAACAAUCAUAUCUAAAGGGAAACUAAAGGCACCUAGACCACUUCAUCUCAAUUAAGUAGUCUGGGUGCAGACCCCUGCCGUUUUAGCCCUGCAAUGUAAAAUCUUGCUGUUUCCAGUAGAUAUAGCAGUGUUAAACACAGCUCUAAUGGCUGUCGUCUGGCAUCCACUAGAGGUGCUUCCACACUCAUAACUGAUUUUGCUUCAAUUAUGUCAUGUUUAAAGGACCACUAUAGUGCCAGGAAAACAUACUCAUUUUCCUGGCACUAUAGUGCCCUGAGGGUGCCCCCACCCUCAGGGACCCCCUCCCGCCCGGCUCUGGAAAGGGGAAAGGGUUAAAAACGUACCUUUUUCCAGCGCUGGGCGGGGAGCUCUCUGCCUCCUCUCCUCCUCCGUUACGCCCCGCCGGCUGAAUGCGCACGCGCGGCAAGAGCUGCGCGCGCAUUCAGCCGGUCUCAUAGGAAAGCAUUUACAAUGCUUUUCUAUGGACGCUGGCGUGCUCUCACUGUGAAAAUCACAGUGAGAAGCACGCAAGCGCCUCUAGUGGCUGUCAAUGAGACAGCCACUAGAGGAAAUAGGGGGAAGGCUUAGGGGGAAGGCUUAACCCAUUGACAUAGCAAUUUUUUCGUUACUUGGAAUCAAGCACGAGACAAAGCUCUGGCGGAGAUAGGAUUGAAAAUUCUAUAAAAAACAAAGACCUAGCAAUAUUGAGCUUACCGGGAAGUGAGGAGGGUCUUCCUCAUACAUGCACUCCUUGCAAUGGAGAAGCUCAAUACGUCUGUUGCCAGGGGAAACGCAGCACAUACAGAUUCCUACCAACAUGACAACUUCAAAUCACUGAAGUGGUCAUGGUGGUUGGAGUAACCCUUUAAUUUGUAAGGCAUACAUUUCUAUAUAUUUUCAUACAGACCAGUUAUUUAUGAGAUGUCAAUAUAUUGUGCACGGUUGUCAAAUCAUCUGGCAGUAGAUACUGUUGUUGUUGUUCUUAUUUUAUGAACUUGUUUGUCUUGGAAUUAAUGAAGCUGUGAGGCUUGAGAAAAUAAAAUGCCACAUUUCGUUUUUUAAAUAUAUUCUCUGCCGCAAUUUAUAAAAAACAUCUGUAAUGAAAAGCUGCAGUGCAAAGAGAAUUCUUCUUGUGAUCCGUGUAGUGAAACACUCACUUACUGUCUACAUAAUCAGCUGAAUGACUCCCAUAUUUCUGCUUCGUGAUGUUUUUCACCGUCUUCGGUACAUUAUGAUGACUAAACCACCUUAGUUGGAACAUAUAGAGCUGGAUGUGUCGUGUAUUACUCUGCCCUCUUUUGGUCAUGUAUAGUUACGUGCUACUGUCCAAAUAUUAAAAAAAAAAAUUCUAUUGUUUUUUUUAUGAGCUAUUUUAAUUAAUUUAUUGUCAACAAACUCCACCACUUCUCUAAAGUUUUUUUUAAAAUUUUUUAAUUUUGAGUUGGAGAGAACAUUUUGUUUAUUUAUUGUUCUAGACUGUUGCCAAUGUCUCAUUUGACUUACGUAAGUUUACAAUUCAUUGUCACAUUUGUAACUUUUCAUAGUCUGCAAAUGCUUUGCAUAUUUCAAUAAAGUCUCAAAAUUUAAAAAAUGUACCCCACCAACUGACAUCUUGACAGUCCUGUGUACAAUGUUAUAUUUAUGUUUUAGAAGGAUGCUGUAUAAAACCUUCAUUUAAAG